Molecule: messenger RNA, 3079 nt
Organism: Myotis brandtii (Brandt's bat)
Lineage: Eukaryota; Metazoa; Chordata; Mammalia; Chiroptera; Vespertilionidae
Gene: NECTIN4
Product: poliovirus receptor-related 4
Exons: 8
Coding region: 640-1821 (393 amino acids)
Biological process (GO): symbiont entry into host cell; heterophilic cell-cell adhesion; homophilic cell-cell adhesion
Cellular component (GO): adherens junction
Source: RefSeq, a predicted model, not a curated record
GUGGGCAGGCACUGUCCUUGGUUCUGCCUGUCCCUGAUUCUGUGGCCCCGGAGCUGAGCCCUCGAGGAGACGGGAGGCCACCGGCUGGCAGGGUGUGGGAUGCUCAGGUUCCUUCCUACCCACAGGGCCUUGCCCUGUUCCUGCUGGCCCGGUGCCUCUCUCCUUAGCCACCCGGGCCUCUGCUCGCCUCUCUCUUCACAGCCCCUUCCAUGCUGCCAGGUGAAGCCUGGAGCUGACGGUGGAAUCCCACCCCCAGGUCCUCCCCUCCCUCCCCAGCGCCCAUUAGUCCCGGCCAGGGGGCGCGGCUGCAAGCCUCUGCCAGGCCCAGCCCCCGACGCACCUGUUCUGACCUGCUGAGCAGGUUCCCAGUUUCUGCCGUAGCUGUUGGCCACGGCGUGGGAAGCAGCUCUGGGGGAGCUCGGAGCUCCCAUCACGGCUUCUGGGGGGGCAGCUGCCGCUGGGUGCAGAACGGGGCCAGGUCCCCUAGCAGGAGCUCCAGGGGGACGGGCAGGUGCGCCAGGGCCCGAGGACCUGUGACCCUCCUGCCUCCGGGGUCGGUGCCCUCUCCAGCCCUAGAGCUGGCGCCCAGGGAGAGCCCGGUGGCACUUCAGGAACGCGGGGCAGCUCUGCGUGGGACCAAUGCCCCUGGCCCUGGGAGCCGACAUGCAGGGGCCUGAGGCCUGGCUGCUGCUGCUGCUGCUCCUGGCGUCACUUGCAGUGCCUCCCCUGCCCUCACUGAAUCCUGGUCCAGCGCUAGAAGAGGGCCAGGGCCUGACACUGGCCGCCUCCUGCACAGCUGAGGGCAGCCCGGCUCCCAACGUGACCUGGGACACAGAGGUCAAGGGCACGAUGUCCAGCCGCACCUUCGAGCACUCCCGCUCGGCGGCUGUCACUUCAGAGUUCCGCCUGGUGCCCAGCCGCAGCAUGAAUGGGCGGCCCCUCACCUGCGUGGUCUCCCACCCGGGCCUGCUCCAGGACCAGAGGAUCACCCACAUCCUGCAGGUGGCCUACCUUGCAGAGGCCUCUGUGCGGGGCCUUGAAGACCAAAAGCUGUGGCAGAUCGGCAGAGAAGGCGCCACGCUCAAGUGCCUGAGUGAGGGGCAGCCCCCGCCCACCUACAACUGGACACGGCUGGACGGAUCUCUGCCGAGCGGGGUGCGCGUGGAAGGGGACACCCUGGGCUUCCCCCCGCUGACUGCUGAGCACAGUGGCGUCUACGUCUGCCACGUCAGCAAUGACCUCUCCCGGCGGGAGGCCCAGGUCACCGUGGAGGUGCUCGCAGACCCUGCGGAGGCCACGGGGAAGCAGGUGGACCUGGUGUCGGCCUCCGUGGUGGUGGUGGGUGUGAUCGCCGGGCUCCUGCUCUGCCUCCUGGUGGUGGUGGUGGUGCUGAUGUCACGAUACCAUCGGCGCAAGGCCCGGCAGAUGACCCAGAAGUAUGAGGAGGAGCUGACCCUGACCAGGGAGAACUCCAUCCGGAGGCUGCAUUCCCACCACUCGGACCCCAGGAGCCAGCCGGAGGAGAGUGUAGGGCUGAGAGCCGAGGGCCACCCUGAUAGUCUCAAGGACAACAGUAGCUGCUCUGUGAUGAGUGAAGAGCCCGAAGGUCGCAGCUACUCCACACUGACCACCGUGCGGGAGAUCGAGACCCAGACAGAGCUGCUGGCGCCCAGUUCUGGCUGCGAGCGGGCAGAGGGGGAGGAGGACCGCGACGAGGGCAUCAAGCAGGCCAUGAGCCACUUCGUGCAGGAGAAUGGGACGCUGCGGGCCAAGCCCACGGGCAAUGGCAUCUACAUCAAUGGGCGGGGGCACCUGGUGUGACCCAGGCCCACCUCCCAAAGCCUGGCUCCCUCUGCUGACAGGAUUUCAGCUCAUCUCGCCCCCCGCUCCCCGCUGACUGUUCGACCUUUUCCUCCAGCCCUUGUGUCUGAUACCCAGAUGGCUCCAUUGGUUGAGUCCCUGCUGUGUGCGCAGGUCAGUGUGUGUGUGUGUGUGUGUGUGUGUGUGUGUUUGUGCGCCGACUGUGUGUGAGGAGGGAGCCUGUGCUGCGCGUCAUGCCAUCUGUCAGGGUCCAGUGCCCGGUACUGCUGUGCCCAGGCCCCGGGCAGCUGCGUGAGAGUGUUGUGUGGCUGCAUGCCCUCCACCUGCAAACAGGUGUUUUCGUCAGACCCCAGAGCAGUAUUAUAAUGAUGCGGAGGCUGGAGGCCAGAGGUGGAGCUGCUGUGGGCACUUCCAGGUGUGCGGGCACAGCUGGAGCUGGGAUCUGGCUCCUGGUGGGGAGCGGGGCUCCCAGCGCUGGAGCCAGGGGGCGAGUGUGAAGCCAGCCUGGUCCCCAGAGGCUCCAGCUGCCACAGGAGAAGCCCUCUGCCCUCUGGUGGCUGGGCCUGCUGCCUGCACAUAUUUCUUUAAGGACCGGCGCUGUGAGCCCUUUAGUAAGAGGAAGACUGUAAACAAGCUUUUCACUUACAUGAAAGUGUCUCAUUCCUUGAAGUGAGGCUGUCGGCACAGACAUGCCCAGGACGCCCAGGUGGCCUCUGGGAGGGAGCCUGGAGCCAGGGGGUCUGCGGGUGGGAGUGGCUGAGGCUCCGGAGGGCAGGGUCGGUCCUCUGUCCCCUGAGCCCCUCUGCUUUCUUCGUCGCGUUCACAGUGGCCUGUGGACCUGUGGGGGGUUGUUGGGACUUGGUGACAAGGGUUCCUGGUUCAGUUGUUGUUGGGGAGAGAGGGUGGGGGUUCAGGGGAUGCGAAGGAGCUGCUGGGGGCCAGACUGGCUCCUUCCCCUGGGCCUUGGGGCCACCACCUCAGGGCUUUUCUGGCCGUUUCUGUGGUUGGAGGCUGCAGUGAGACAAGGCUCCGUUCUGCCUGUCCACUCAGACACAUGCAGCCAGAGCCCCCAGCUGGGCGCCUGCAGGCCACCGCUCAGGCCUGCGAUGCGGCUUCCUGGUCACAGGAGAGACCCGCCCUGCUCCCCAGCCAGCCCAAGGCUUUGGAUCUGGGGCCUAGUGUGUACAUUCUAUGUAAAUAUGUCCAUAUUUGUACAUAAAAUGAUAGUCUGUUUUUAAAUAAACAGAUGAUACCUGUC